AUGCCGUUGAUCAUGCAUUCGCCUAAAUUGCAACGCCUCGGCACUGUCGAUCACAGUAGCUCCUCUCGACUGCGUGUUUAUCAAGUCUGGAAGGGGAAGAAUAUCAUAGUUCUUCUUUUUCUCACAUCUGGAAGUGAUCCUGGGAUUAUUCCCAGAAAUUCUCAGCCUCCUGACCCCGAUGAUGAUAGCUCUGGUGUAUCCGCGGAUUGGAGUAGGAAUUAUAGGUACUUCUUCAUGUUUGUGUCAUCUACGACCCUCUUAUGCUUGCAUGUUCUAUUUUCGUGCUCGCUAAACAUCAGGACAGUCAUGAACAAGCACCAAUGUACCCCGUGCAUGGCUGUCCAACAGUCACCCAUUGCGGGGAUGCUCAUCGGGUAUACUUUCGUGAUUUGCUGGUUUGUUGGAGGCCUCACUAUGUUUCACUUGUAUAUAAUCUCAACAAACCAGACUACGUAUGAGAAUUUUCGGUACCAAUAUGAUCGAAAGAUGAAUCCGUACAAUGUUGGGACUUUUAGGAACCGUAUGGAAGUGUUCUGCUCUAGGAAGCCACGUUCCCGGAAUGACUUUAGGGCAUUGGUCAGAAAUGAUUCGCUUGUUAAUUCGUACACGGGCGCGACAUCAGAUUUAGAGCUGGGAAGGCGGCGGGGCUUUGAUGCCGGUGAUUUUGAGGACCCGAGGAACCGGAUGGGUCAUUUGGGCAGACUGGAGAGGUGCAGGACACAGCCAAGACAUGAUCACUGGGAAGAACGGAGGGGCAACUGGAGAUGA
This is a messenger RNA of Salvia splendens (bonfire salvia), 768 nucleotides long. Its product is annotated as probable protein S-acyltransferase 7. The coding region runs from base 1 to 768 and encodes 255 amino acids. The record is from RefSeq and is a predicted model, not a curated record. Gene Ontology annotation, molecular function: protein-cysteine S-palmitoyltransferase activity. Lineage: Eukaryota; Viridiplantae; Streptophyta; Magnoliopsida; Lamiales; Lamiaceae. Gene Ontology annotation, cellular component: Golgi apparatus; endoplasmic reticulum. The transcript is spliced from 4 exons. Gene Ontology annotation, biological process: protein targeting to membrane; peptidyl-L-cysteine S-palmitoylation.